Messenger RNA from Polyodon spathula (Mississippi paddlefish), 2136 nucleotides. Its product is annotated as transmembrane protein 275-like. The record is from RefSeq and is a predicted model, not a curated record. Bases 96 to 644 code for a protein of 182 amino acids. NCBI's taxonomy places the organism in Eukaryota, Metazoa, Chordata, Actinopteri, Acipenseriformes, Polyodontidae. The transcript has a single exon.
UCAUGCUGUGACCAGCGAAUGCUCUAUCUAGGCUUUCCAAUUUCAAGGCACGUAGUCCCAAGUUGGGUUUAAGAGAGUGCUCCUACAGAUAGAAAAUGUUCACAGAGAAGAAAGCCACCUCUGUGCCCAAAAAGGUGGGCAAGAAGAAGACGAGACCACAGGGCCUGCCUUCCCCGGCUCUGUGCUGUGCCUGCGGACUGUGCAUCAUGCUGGCUGGCAUCAACAUCACGCUGGUGGGCGCCUUCGCCUUCGGGACUUUCAUGCCCAUGAACAACCCACCCAUCAUCAUCGGGCCCAUCCUGCUGGUGGUGGCCUUCACCUUCUUCGGAGCCUGCUGCAUCUGCAGCCGCCGGCCCCCAGCUCAGGGCUCCCGCAAGCCCAAAGGGGGCAACAAUUUGGGGUUGAUCCGUACAGGCAACACGGCCUUCGAGAUCGAGACCAGCGAACACACGCUGCAGGACACUACCGCUGUGCAGCUCAGCCCCACCAACUCCCCCUGCUCCUCGCACAAGUCUACCCCCACGCACGAGGGCCCACAAGCCUGCAAGCUCUUCACCGUGGACACCAAUGGGCCUGCUGCUCAAUAUUCAGCUGGGGCAGACUCCAUCCAGCUCAACCUGCCCACGGACCUGCCUACCACCUAGAGCAGUUUAGUGCAGGUGCUUCUGUAGGGCCUCACUGAACUGCCCAGGAUGCCAGCCCGUAGGGUUUCACAGGGCAAGGGGUAGCUACGUUUGUGUUCAAGACAUGAUGGUAUUGUAAGGGAUUUUGGAAUAGUUCUAUUGGAGAGACAGCCAUGACAAAUUAAUUUGCGCUUUACCACCCCAAGUACAAAGUGAAAGGGAGGUCAAAAGUGUGGCUUGUUCACCAGUGGAUCGACAGAUCUAAACACAGUAGUACUUUGUUACUAGAGUGACAGACUCUUGGAUUAAGAGUACCACUUAGAGCAAGAGGAAGGUGGGCCAGAGACAGAUUGCAAAACAGAUUCAGUUAAGUUUCAAUAUUAAAAUAACCAGCUGCAGUAUAUCUCCUGAGCCACAUGUUGGUGAUUGCUGUAAUAGGACCCCUGGCACCCUGAAACACUGCCAGACUUGUUAGAAACUGUUGAAAACACCACACAAGCACAGGUACCAUAUAAGGCACAGAACAUUGAAAACAAACAUUAUUUUUUGUAUCAAUAUUACAUUACCUCAUAUCAGACACAACUGCAAUGCUUUGAUAGCGUAUUUUUAAAUUUUAUUGAGAUAAAAGUAAGUAACAGCCCCUCUGAAGCCAUGUUAUUAUCUAUAGAGACAUGUUAGUUAAUUACACCACAGACUGCCUAUACAGUAGAUAUAUUAACUGAGGCCAUAUUGCAAAUAACCACAGCAGGUGUUUGUUUGUACAAACGCACCACUGUUUUUUCCCCCCUGCAUUAUAAAUGUGAAUGCAUUCCAUAUGUGCCAAAGUCUAAUGGAGAAAUAGAGUCAUAUGCAUUUAAGAGUUUUUAAAUCUUCCCCUUCCAUUUUAAAUUUAGUAUGUAAGCAAAUCAAAUCAUUAGGAGUUCUGCCGCUCCAGUAUUUAAAUGAAAUCGUUUUUCUCUAAACAUUUCCAAACAUUUGUCUUUGGGCUUUGCGUCCCGAUUGCAGAACUGUGACCUAUACACUCCUUCUCCUAUACUAUCCUAUACAGAAAAGUGUGAAAAAUAUCACCGGGAUGCCAUUGUAGUACCAGUGUAAAAACAAGUAGACCACAGAAUUAUCUGCAAGGACAGCAUAACAGAUAUACAUCGGUAUAUCAAAAUUGGGAAAUGUAGCCUCUAUAUGACCAUAAUCAUUUUCUUACACCACUGUACCUGCCCUGUGCUACAUUUUCGCCUCAUUACUAUUGCAGUGCCACUGCUUUGCUGUUAUAGAUAAUUUAAUAAGAGUCACUAUACCAAUAUCAACGAAAAACUAUUGAAUGUUGUACCUGGAACUUACUGUGGAAAACUGCUUCCGCUGAGGUAUAAAUGCACUUGUGGAUAAACAAUUAUAAACUGCUAGCUAUUCAGCCUACAACAUAACACAUUUUUUAGUAAGCCAAUUCAGAUUGACAACUGCCAAAAAACAAGCAAAAAAAAAGUAGUAUUCCACAACUACAAAAAAACAAAACAAA